AUGUCAAGCGACGAGCCAGAGAAAAUACCCCAGCUCGAGUACUUCCAGCGCCUCAAACAGCUUCAGGGCAUGGGGUUCAGCAACGACGACGCCGCUGAUGCUCUCCAUGAAGCCAACUUCGACAUGGAGCUGGCUGUCCAGUAUCUGACCGAGGUAUGCCCCCCCCCCCCCACACCUUUGGCAUGCAGCGGUUGGGCACCAGACUCAUUGGGACUUCAGGGCAACCCGGUUUCGCACGGAUUUUGGCAAGGGAACGGCGGCUGCUGA
This is a messenger RNA of Verticillium alfalfae VaMs.102, 267 nucleotides long. RefSeq lists its product with no specific name. The record is from RefSeq and is a predicted model, not a curated record. Bases 1 to 267 code for a protein of 88 amino acids. The transcript has a single exon. NCBI's taxonomy places the organism in Eukaryota, Fungi, Ascomycota, Sordariomycetes, Glomerellales, Plectosphaerellaceae. Gene Ontology annotation, molecular function: protein binding.